UUUAAUGAACUCUCCUUUAUUUUGCUUUUUAAUCCUUCUAAAUUUAUUAUUUAUCCCAAAUUAUUUUGCACAAUUUAGUCCUUCAUUCCGUGAAUUUUUAAUAGAGGAGGGUGGUACAGAUCUUGAGAAGCUACUUACAAGAGAGGAUCUUGGUGUAAAAGGAAGUUAUGGAGGAGGAAAUCAUAAAGCUGGGGAGAAGACAAAAAGACUACCUGUAAUCUUAGUUCACGUUAUAACCGAUAGUGCUGCCGGUAUGGAACCAAUUCGAAAAUAUUUUAAGGCAAUAUUAGGAGGUAAAUGUGUUGAUACAAAGGAAGAUCUUGGCCCACCAUUAACUGAUUUGGUACACACAUAUGUUGGAGUUGCAGGGCCCCAUUGGGGAGCAAUUCUGUGCUUUGUACCCAUCGGACCUUGUAAUUUUAAUAAUGGAGUUAAUUGUUUGUCGAAAUUUUUGAGAGACAUUAAUAUAAGACAAAGAUACGAGGGUACUUUUAUUUACUCAAUAUGUUCGACUGAUGAUGAAGUUGUUGGAUUUAGUGUAUGUAGUCGCAUAACCUGUAUGAUCGCAGGCGAAAAUGCUCAUUUCCCGGUAAAAUAA
Meloidogyne enterolobii is the source of this 598-nucleotide messenger RNA. The record is from the annotation of a GenBank genome assembly. NCBI's taxonomy places the organism in Eukaryota, Metazoa, Nematoda, Chromadorea, Rhabditida, Meloidogynidae.